Molecule: messenger RNA, 1294 nt
Organism: Caenorhabditis angaria
Lineage: Eukaryota; Metazoa; Nematoda; Chromadorea; Rhabditida; Rhabditidae
Source: the annotation of a GenBank genome assembly
AUGGAAAAAGAAAGAGCAAUGCGCUUCUCAAUGGAUUCAAUUUUAGCGACAACUUCGAGUUCGAGUUCGAGUUCAGAAAGUAGCGAGGAAAAACCGCCGACUUUGGAACCGCAAAUCAGUUUGGCUGAUUUGAAAAGGAAACGACCAAGGUCUGAAGGAGAUGACAAUGAGGAACAACCGGUGCUGAAAUAUUCAAGAGGUAAGAUUUGCGUCUCCCACUCCAAAUCUAAUUUUCAAAUAUUUUUUCCAGAUGCUGAAAAACCUCCGAGUCGAGAAUCAUCAUCUGAUGAACGUCAAAGCACAUCUGCUCCAGAUCCAAAAGAUUCCGAAGAAAUAUCAGACGAAGAUGAAGAGGAGGAUGUUGGAUCCGAAGAAGAUGAAGAUGAAGAAGGUUCGGAUGAAGAUCGUCGAAAAAAUGGAGGAGGUGCCGCAAAACCGGCGUAUAGUUAUAUUGCUCUAAUUGCGAUGGCUAUUCUAAAUGCACCUGAUAAGAAGUUGACACUCUCACAAAUUUGUGAUUUUAUUAUGAAUCGAUUUGCGUAUUAUAAGUGAGUUUCUUUCUUGGAAAUUAUGUUAACAUUUUUCCAAUCUUUUUGAUUUUCAGAGAAAAAUUUCCCGCUUGGCAAAACUCAAUUCGCCAUAAUCUGAGUCUCAACGAUUGUUUUGUAAAAGUUCCACGAGAACCAGGAAACCCGGGGAAGGGAAAUUAUUGGGCUUUGGAUCCGGCGGCCGAAGACAUGUUUGACAAUGGAUCAUUUUUGCGACGAAGAAAAAGGUUUGUUAUUUCUUUUGUGCUUCUCUGCAUCUCGCUCUUUCUCUUCAUUUUUGCUGGUUCCCAAGGAGCAACAACAACUGUUUCGAUAAUUUGUCACCAAUUUGUUGUCAUUAAUCGCACCCGCCUCUUCUGGCACACUGAAUUUUGAUUUAAAAAAGUGAAAAAGAGAGAGAGGAGAGAGAAAAAGAGAGGUCGCGCAAUAAAAUAGAAAUUUGGAUACAGUAAAAACGCGAUUAUUUUUUCUAAUUCCAAAAUGAUUCCAGAUACAAAAAAACAUCCGAAGAGCAUCAUCAAGAAAUGCCACGCAUCCCCUAUCCACCAUUUCUUCCACCCGCAAUCCUUCUCCCAACAAUGCCUGCCCCUCUACAAAUCCCACCAACAAAUGUGGCGCCAAGACCGUUAGCCCAUCAUCAUCAUCCACAUCAUUUCUUUCUUCCACCACACAUCGAUCAUCAGAAAUUAUUAUCAAUGAUGGCGUCGAGAAUAAAUGCAAAUGAAAGAGCCUCGGCCUCGGAUUGA